Molecule: messenger RNA, 1220 nt
Organism: Lolium perenne
Lineage: Eukaryota; Viridiplantae; Streptophyta; Magnoliopsida; Poales; Poaceae
Product: protein synthesis inhibitor II
Biological process (GO): negative regulation of translation
Molecular function (GO): rRNA N-glycosylase activity
Source: RefSeq, a predicted model, not a curated record
CUUCUUCUUCCAUCUUUGAUCUCGCGCGUGUACGUCUCAUCUCGCAAAGUCGCAAGGUGUAGAGGUUCUGAUUCCCAUCUAACCAUGGCAACCAACGCGACCACCAACCCGCGCUUCACCGCGCCAUUCGACGUCGGGAGCAGCGACAAGUACAGCAGCUUCAUCGCCGGCAUCCGCAGCAGGCUCGCCAACCCGAAGCACUUCUCCCACAACCGCCCCGUGCUGCCGCCGGUGGAGGAUCCCAAACUCCCGCCGCGCCGGUGGUUCCACGUCCAGCUCAGGACGCCGACGAGCACGCUCACGCUCGCCAUCCGCGCCGACAACCUCUACCUGGAGGGCUUCCGCAGCCGCGACGGCACGUGGUGGGAGCUCACCCGCGGCCUCAUCCCCGGCGCCACCUACGUGGGGUUCGGAGGCACCUACCGCGACCUCCUCGGCGACACGGACAAGCUUGUCGGCGUCCUUCUUGGCCCGCAGCAGAUGACCGAGGCCGUCAACGCGCUCGCCGCGCGCACCAGGGCCGACCUCGGCUCCGGCGCGAAGCAGCAGCAGGCGAGGGAGGCCGUGGUGGCGCUGCUCCUCAUGGUGAACGAGGCCACCCGGUUCCAGACCGUGUCGGCGUUCGUGGCCGGCCUGAUGCACCCGAAGGCGGCGAAGAAGAGCGGGACGAUCACCAAUGAGAUGAAGGCGCAGGUGAACGGGUGGCAGGACCUCUCCGAGGCGCUGCUCAAGACGGAUCGAUAUGAAGUAGACAAGAAUGAAGGCAAAGGGAAAGGCAAGGAGAAAUCAACUGUAGAAAAGAAUGGCCGAGAAAAGUCACCACCGAUUCGCCCGGAAGCGUUCAAGGCGUUUGAUAAGAUGGGUGUGAAGACGGCGGACAAGGCCGCCGAGACGGUGGGGAUCCUGCUGUUCGUCCAGGUGCCGGGCGGGAUGGACGAGACCAAGGCGCUGCAGAUGUUCCGCGCCAGUGUCAACUACUAGCUCGAUCGCCUGGUGUAGCUUGGAGUAUGUACAUAGUUGUCCUCUUGAUGAUACAUACGUACCGCCUGAAAAUAAGUAUGUUUGGGACUACUUUAACGGUAAAUAAAGAAGUGAGCAGAUUCCACUUUUUAGUCUCUGUAUUUGUAGGAGUACUAUCUUUGUUCAUAAAAACAUGUCUUAAAUUCAGAUGUAUCUAUAGUUCCAUACAAUAUAUCGACCGGUACCAUUUAUUUUCUCAA